Ogataea haglerorum is the source of this 792-nucleotide messenger RNA. RefSeq lists its product as uncharacterized. Bases 1 to 792 code for a protein of 263 amino acids. Lineage: Eukaryota; Fungi; Ascomycota; Pichiomycetes; Pichiales; Pichiaceae. The transcript has a single exon. The record is from RefSeq and is a predicted model, not a curated record.
AUGGCGUUGGACACUCGUCUUUUCGAGCCUAUCGGCCGCAGAGAUGUCGAGGACCAUGUGUUUGAGAUGUAUGUUGAACACGCGCCGCCGGAAAGCGCUGGACUGGGGUAUUUGUCGCGGAUGGACGAGGUGCGGGUCGCAGUCGGAGACGACGAGUAUUUGGUCCAGCAAUCGGUUUCUGCCUUCAAUAGCAGCAACAGGGACGGCACGACGGGGUUCGUGGCGUGGUCGACGUCGAAAAUGGUGGCUGAGUGGCUUCUACAGCCGAGUAACGCCGUCUUCGACGCGAUGAGGAAUUCUCGCGUAGUGGAGCUGGGGUCCGGUGUGUCGGGGCUGCUGGCGUGCUCGGUGGGCCAAAAAUGCAGUCAUUACGUGUGCACAGACCAGCAGGGGGUGAUGAAGCUGCUCAAGAAGAACAUAAGUCGCAACGGCGGCGCUUUCGAGUCGUCCACCAUUGCUACCAAAAAUACGUCCAGACGGCGCAACGUGCCGCGAAUCGACGCUGUGCCGUUCGACUGGGAGCAUUCGUCGCCCGAGGCGGUCCUGGAGCUCGUUCAGGAAUACCCGGAUUUUAUCAUUACCUGUGAUACUAUAUACAAUCCGUACCUGAUACCGCAUCUGGUGCGGGCGGCCGAGACGCUGGCGGGUCCGCAAACAGGCAUACUGGUCGCGGUCCAACUGCGCGAAAGCAGUCUUCUGAACGACUUCCUGGUCCACGCGGUGGACCGGUUCCGCGUGUAUCGUGUUCCGGGGGUUGAGGACGGCUAUGGAGUGUACUAUCUGGAGAAGUAA